Messenger RNA from Trichobilharzia szidati, 1199 nucleotides. NCBI's taxonomy places the organism in Eukaryota, Metazoa, Platyhelminthes, Trematoda, Strigeidida, Schistosomatidae. The record is from the annotation of a GenBank genome assembly.
GGUGCUGUAAUUUUCUUAAAAUCAAGAAUAUUAUGGAUACUUUGGAUUCUUGGCUGGAUAAACUGGAAACUGAAAAUACUAACAGAAUAAAUAAUGUACUGGUGAAAAAAUCUCGCCUUGAGCAUUGGUUUCACAAUAUAUUAAAUCAUUCUACAAUGAAUAAAAUUGUUUGUAUUACUUCUGGUGGAACUAUUGUUCCUUUAGAAAAGAAUAUGGUAAGGUAUAUUGAUAAUUUUAGCACAGGUGCAAGAGGUGCACUUUCUGCAGAAUACUUUUUACGUUCAAAUUAUGCUGUGGUAUAUUUUUAUCGUAAAGGCUCUUUAUUACCAUUUAUGCAUCGUUUCAAUCGAAAGCGCCAUCAUCAUCAUCCAGAGCAAAGAGAACGACAACAAGAACAACAAAAAGAACAAGAACCACCAUAUGACUGGAUCGAUCCGCAUGAUUUUGAAGUAUUUCAUUGGUUUACAGUAAAUACACAAGAGAAUAAAUUACAAGUUACAGAGAAUGCCUCGAAAUUUCUUCUUCCUAUAUUCAAUGAAUACAAUGUGUACAGUCAAUAUCUAUUCCUACUAGAAUUUGAAACUGUUGAAGACUAUUUAAUUGAACUACGCUAUCUGGCUAAAGAGUUGAACAAGCUAGCAGAAAAUUUUUACCAUAAAAGAAAAUUUUAUUUAUGCUUUUAUUUAUCUGCUGCUGUCUCUGAUUAUUAUCUUUCAAAUAAUGAACGUCCAGAGCAUAAAAUACAAACAAAAUCAAAAAGUAUUCAUCAAAAUAAUGAUGGUGAUGAUGACAAAUCAAUACAAGCAGUAGAAAAUUUGAAUUUAACGCUAAAACCAGUACCAAAACUUAUGAAGCUAAUCAAUACAUUAUGGGCACCUAAUUCUUAUGUGAUAAGUUUUAAACUGGAAACAGAUAACGAACAAUUAUUGAUAAAAGCCAAGAAGUCAUUACAAGUGAAUCAUUCCAAUAUUGUUGUUGCCAAUCUUCUGCAUACACGAACAAAAGAAGUCUGGUUAGUGCAUAAACAGAAUGAUGAGCAAAGUAUAGCUAUUGAUCAUAUAAACACGCAACAGCUGCUUGAUAAACAACCCAGACAUUCAACAUCCUUCUCCUCCUCAUCAUCAUCAGGAGAUAUUGAGUCUGUUUUUAUUCCUCGUCUCAUAGAACUACACGAACAGUAUAUACUUCAAAGACAAUAA